AUGUAUCGAGGCCUGCCUGUGUUAGCUUGGUUUCUCUAUGUGCUCUCCGCGUCCCUGACUGUACGCGCGGAGGACAAGCCAUGCACCCUGCAUGCGGACGGCAACUACUAUGACUUGAACCGGCUACAAGCAAGCAAAGACUAUGAUAUCAAGUCUGCAAGUGGACGUCAAUACAUUCUGAACGUGUGCAAACCCGUUUCGCACGAAACGUGGGCAUUGAAGGUAGACAAACCUGAGGAUGUGGCCGGCUUCACGCGUCGUGCACACGGGGACUUCUCCAUGGGAGACGUGAAUACCACGGUGGUACUUCGCGAGGGGAACCCCCUCAUCUUCAUGACGGACGGUUCUCGGUGCUCCAAAGAUGGGGACCUAACCGCUUCUACGGCCAUUCGCUUCAUCUGCGAUUCGUCUGCUGGAACAGGCGCGUGCAUGCCCACAAUGAUUGCCACCCUUCCUCCGGAUGAGGACACGGCGUGUGCGUUCGUAGUGGAAUGGCGGACCGAGAUGGCAUGCCCCACGUCUGAAGGAGGUAUCUUCGGAACCAUCGUUUCCGUGCUGGCAAUCAGCAUCGCGGUGUUGUUCGGCCUGUACUUGGUUGGCGGCACGCUGUACAACCGCUACGUGCUGGAGCUGCGAGGCAUGGACCAGAUUCCGAGCUUCUCGUUCUUCUCGCUCAGGGACAGCAUGGAGUUCAUCCAAGACUGCGUGGGGCGUCUGCGCCGGAGUUUCGGUAGGUCGUCUGACGCAUGGCAGUCGCGCAACUGGGGGGCACAGGACCGCUGGGGAGGUGGAGGGUCAUGGGGCGGUUCUGGACGAGCGGGCUACAGCGGACUGCGGGCAUCGGCUGAGGAGGAGGAGGGCAUGUUGCCACCGGGACCACCCGGUUUCCUGGACGAAGAGGAUGAGGAGGAGGAGGAGAUGGGUCACGGGCAGGCAAACGGUCCGCCUUCGGGCAUGGACUCGGAGGGUGGUGCUUGUGCGCGCGGUCCCGGUGUUGACGGCUGCUUGGGCGGGGGCACAAAGGCGACGGGCGCCUCGCGGUACUCCAUGUAUGCUGGAUCGGAGGACUAUGGGGAACUCGUGUACCCCCAGAUCCCUCCCUAUCAGCCGGGUGUCGUGCAGCACCAUCCCGGCCCUCCUCCUCGCCAAAUGUCCGAGGGUGACCUCCAACAUGCCAUGCAAUAUCGUGGUAUGAUGCAUAUGCCUGGCCAGUUCCCUCCGUCUCCGAACCUCUAUGACCCUCUCUCGCCCCCGGUGUCCGGAUCAGACACCUCGGACGGCAUUUACCACCACUCGCGUAACAGCAGCGCCAACGGGUCUCCCUCCUCCUCACGAGCCAAUAGCUUAGUGCACCGACACCCUUUACGCUUCAACCCGACCCCAUCUCCUACCAGCUCGUCUGGCCGCCGUAGUCGCGGGCAGUCUCCUUCCGACGACGAAAUGGGUCCUUCCGUGGUUGACCUCGCGAACACAAGGAAAGAGGCGACCAGGCGGCAACGCAUUGAGGCCGAACAAAGGCGUCGGGACGAGCUUCGCGAUGGGUACGCGAGAUUGAAGGACGUACUGCCGGUUUCGAAUCAGAAGAGUAGUAAGGUGUCCUUGCUGGAGCGCGCGACGGCACACAUCGUCAGCAUGGAGAAGACAAACCGUCAGCUCCAAGCGCGGUUGCAGCAACUCGAAUCCGAAGUCACACGUCUCCGUUCUUUGAACGAAAAGAUCUCUCUAGGCGUCAACAACUCUCCGUCGCCUGGACAGGGCAGCAUGGACAGCCGUCCUCUGUCCCCUCCUCCUGAGGGCACGCAGCCCUCCCAGCCUCCAUCUUCGCAUCAGCUCAACUCAAUUGAUGCUCCUGGUACCGACUCGAGCCCAUCGGCAUCGGAAGGCGACUUCUGA
Molecule: messenger RNA, 1893 nt
Organism: Epithele typhae
Lineage: Eukaryota; Fungi; Basidiomycota; Agaricomycetes; Polyporales; Epitheliaceae
Exons: 11
Coding region: 1-1893 (630 amino acids)
Biological process (GO): vacuolar transport
Molecular function (GO): protein dimerization activity
Source: RefSeq, a predicted model, not a curated record